GAUUACAGACCGUCGUCAUACCCUGUCCGAAUACGAAUUACACCGUGUUUCACCUACCGCUUUGGGACAGUUCGAUAGGUAGAGGUACCAAUGCCAGGGCGUCUGGGAGCUCGUCACCGUGGGCCGCGUCUGGGAUACACCAAGUCUCGUACCGGCUGCUUGAGAUGUAAACAACGCCGAGUCAAAUGUGACGAGAAUAAACCUUGUAAGGCGUGCCAACGUCACGGCGUCCUAUGUAGUUUGGUAAUGGCGGGAGAAACGGGAGCUAGCGGCUCUACAGCCGGGCCAAACUCAACCGGCUCUACGUCCUGGCGGGCCGGCUCCGGCUCCGGCUCCGGCUCCGGGCCCGGCACUAUUCCAACAACCGGCAGCGGCGGCACCUCUAGUCUUAUUGCCCCAUUCAACACCGGCCCCACUUCUGGCCCCGGAUUCCGCCCUAUAUCCGGCCCUAUAUCCGGCCCCCUUAAUCCUUUCCGCCCAAUAACCGGCAGCGCUAGCAAUCCUAUCGGCCCAUCCGGCACCGGUCCCGCCUCUGGCUCCGGGCCUGGCUCCGGUCAAAAUUUCCUCCCAAUAUCCGGCACCGCUCCCGCCUAUGGAUCUGGGUCUGGCCCCGGGUCCGGCUGCGGUCGAACUAUCCUCCCCAUACCCGGCACCGCUCCCGCCUCUGGCCCCGGCUCCUUUCUUCCACAAACCGGCAGCGCUGGCAACCCUUUCACCCCAGCCUCCAGCGCUUACUCAAAGUCCCCAGCAGGAUUCCAUCAGGCUUUCGGAUCCGGGAUACAUAUGAGCAAUCAAGACAGCCGCCACUCUUCCGCUUCAGCAUCUCAUGACGAGACAAACUUCAACGCCCUCCCUACAGCCAACCGUCACACCCCCAUGGCUAUCCAAUCGCUCACCAACCCUCCAUACCCAACUCCUCCAUCGGUCGAGGUCACUGGCCCCUCCCCAGCCGGUUUAUACUCACCCACAAGCCCUGCAUGGCAAUUGCCCCUUCCAAAUAACUUCCCAGGAACCAGUUCCCACCUCUCAGCCGGCGCUUCUCAAUCCCCAACCCCUCAAUCUCGCUCCCGCCAUCCCUACCCCUUGCGGCCGAGUCCCAUGUCAACUGAACCAUCCAAGAGAAAUACUCCCGACGAUCCCUUCCCCUACCUUACCCAAGCUCUCACAAAUCCCAAAUUCAGGUUUCUCGACUCCCCCUCCGACUCGGAUCUCGCCUCCCAGGUCUUUGCGGCUCCGGACUUCGAACUCUUUGACCACUACGUCGACAUCACUUACGGAACUUUAACACGAGGAGUACACGAACACAUCUGGAAGAUCGAAGUGCCCAAGCUAGCCUUUUCACACCCAUUUUUGAUGCACAACCUCCUGUCCACUGCUGCUUUCUACCUAGCGUAUACGGAACAGGAUGAAGAAAAAAGGAAGAAGUGGGCUACCGACGGCAGUAAACAUUUCAACUUGGCGGUAACAGGAAUGAGGGAAGUCCUGCGCAAGGAGGGCGUCACGCCGGAAAACUGCCAUGCCGUUUUCGCUUCCAGUUCGCUGUUGUUCAUUGGAGAUUUAGCGGACAAGGGGCCGUUUUUCAAUCCGGCCGACGACAUCGCACAAGGAGUAACAAAAUGCCCUCUGAUCGACGAGUUGCUAGGUGUUUUUCGCGUGGUCAAAGGUAUCGGUGGUAUCGUUGGUGCCCAGGAAGCCCUCCUCCGCGAGGGCCCUGUGGGCGGGCUGUUCAAUGCUGAACCCAGUGGGGAAGAUCACCCUAACAUGGAAAGACUGCUGAUGCAGCUCAAGGGACUGUACCAGCGUGUUGCGAGUAUUACAUCCAGGCGUCCUGGAGUCUUUCUUCCCCCUACAAAACUUGAGGAUACCCCACGGCCGAGCAACCUCCCAAAGGAAAACCAAACUAUCCUAAGCGAGAUCACAGCCAUGGAGGAUUCUAUUCAAUUUGCAUUGACCAAGUCCAAAACACCUGAGCAAUCAAUCAUUGCGGUUUGGCCGAUCAACAUGACUGAUGACUUUAUGAGGUUGUUGCAAAAGUCGAAUGUGCCUCCACAACAACAUGCACCACAGCCAUCCACUUCCGCCUCCAGCUCUUCCACAUUGCCACCGCCAGGGGGACGGAACCCGAUCGCGUUGGCUUUGCUAGGAUAUUAUUGCUGCGUCAUGAAGGAGACGGAGCGUGAGUGCUGGUUCACCAAGGGUUGGGCGGAGGCAGUGAUCAAGGAGGUAAUAGCCGAGUUGGAGGAGAUGGCAGGGGUGACUACCAAUACCUCUGGGAACGGGAGCGGGAGCACAGCGUCGGAGGUUCAGGGAGGGCAUCACGACCAGGGCCAGACGAUGGUUAACAGACCAGUAUGGAGGGAGUGGGCGAGGAGAGAGUGGUUGGAGGAUGCGAAGUGGGCCAGGAAGUGGAUUAUGACAAAGCAAGAGGAAAUGCCCAAGCCAACAACAUUCUCGGAGGACCCUAUGGCGGACAUGGAUGCCACUUUGAUGUCAACUCAAGGUCAGCGACCGGGCGCGGAUGCCCCCAAGGUCACAAAGGGGAGCGUGGGGAGUAGCCAAGCAGGCAGGAAUCAAUGGAGUCGCCAAUGGGCCACUAUGAUGGAUACUCAGGGUCAGCAACCGGGCGCGGAUGCCACUAUGAUGGAUACUCAGGGUCAGCAACUGGGCGCGGAUGCCCCUAUGAUGGAAAGUCAAGGUCAGCAACAGGAUGCCCCUGUGAUAGAAACUCAAGGUCAACAACCGGGCGUGCCCGAACCCGCGCCAACAACAUCCUCGGAUCAUUCGGAUGUCCCUAUGACGGGAACCCAAGGUCAGCAACCGGGCGCCGACGCCCCUGUGACGGAUACUCAGGGUCAGCAACCGGGCGCCGACGCCCCUGUGACGGAUACUCAGGGUCAGCAACCGGGCGCGGAUGCCACUAUGAUGGAUACUCAGGGUCAGCAACCGGGCGCGGAUGCCCCUAUGAUGGAAAGUCAAGGUCAGCAACAGGAUGCCCCUGUGAUAGAAACUCAAGGUCAACAACCGGGCGUGCCCAAACCCGCGCCAACAACAACCUCGGAUGUCCCUAUGACGGGAACUCAAGGUCAACAACCGGGCGUGCCCGAACCCGCGCCAACAACAUCCUCGCAUUCCUCGGAUGUCCCUAUGACAGGAACCCAAGGUCAGCAACCGGGCGUACCCGAAGCGCAGGCAGCCACGGGGGCGUCGUAGGAGAACGUCGGUACUGCUACCCCUGCGGAAGAGGCAAGAAACUAUUUGGACAGAUGGUUUGAUAUGGAUGCCUAUAUUAUGGCAACUCAAGGUCAACCACCGGGCGUGUCCGAAGCGCAGGCAUUCACGGGGGUGUCGAAGGAGAACGUCAGUAAUACCGCUGCUUCUUCCCCUGUGGAAGAAGAGGCAAGAACCGCUUUGGACAGAAUGUCUUUGUCGCCCCCUGAUCAUCCUCCAGCCCAGCAUCCCCCUACUGUCAAUGAGCCUGAGCGUGCGG
Neurospora tetraspora is the source of this 3487-nucleotide messenger RNA. RefSeq lists its product as uncharacterized. Gene Ontology annotation, biological process: regulation of transcription by RNA polymerase II. The record is from RefSeq and is a predicted model, not a curated record. Gene Ontology annotation, molecular function: zinc ion binding; DNA-binding transcription activator activity, RNA polymerase II-specific. The coding region runs from base 91 to 3210 and encodes 1039 amino acids. The transcript is spliced from 2 exons. NCBI's taxonomy places the organism in Eukaryota, Fungi, Ascomycota, Sordariomycetes, Sordariales, Sordariaceae.